This is a messenger RNA of Chroicocephalus ridibundus (black-headed gull), 6028 nucleotides long. It is a transcript of the gene RXYLT1, whose product is annotated as ribitol xylosyltransferase 1. Gene Ontology annotation, cellular component: Golgi apparatus. The transcript is spliced from 6 exons. The record is from RefSeq and is a predicted model, not a curated record. NCBI's taxonomy places the organism in Eukaryota, Metazoa, Chordata, Aves, Charadriiformes, Laridae. Gene Ontology annotation, biological process: protein O-linked glycosylation via mannose. Gene Ontology annotation, molecular function: ribitol beta-1,4-xylosyltransferase activity. Bases 411 to 1778 code for a protein of 455 amino acids.
CUCCUGACUCAAUCUUCAGGGCAUAUCCAUUCUCUGUUUCUGACAGACUUUGGAAGCCCUCGGCAGGAGGAGGAGAGCACGCCGCGGAGGCGGCUGCCCCGAGCCGCGGGCAGGAGACCCCCGGCACCAUCGGGACAUCCCACACCGGCACCACAGUGGAAGGGGACGAGGCCGGGACUCGGGACUCGGCUCUCGGCGCCGAGCCACUACGGGACAAGUGUCUUCUCGCAUUCAGCGUGAGGCCGCAACGGCAAUGCCCGGGGCGGGGGCUGCUGGGGCAGAGGCAGGUCGUGGUAGGGGGGGCUCCAAGCCUCUUCACUAGGGAACGAAGCCCAGGGCGGCGGGCGGAGGCCCCUCCCGCCUCCGCCUCACGGCGCUCCCCGCCGGGGCCUCCGCCCGCGGCGGGCGGGAUGCGGGGCGCUCGCAAGCGGCUGUGCUCCGCCUUGAUCGUCGCUUACGGCCUCUUCUCCCUCUACGCGGCCUACACCGUCUUCCUCCGGCCCCGCCGCACGGCCGUCCCCCGCCCGCCCCACCGCGACCGCCGCGGCCCGCGAGAUCAUGUUGCCGUGGGAAACGAAGAGUGGAAUCCAUGGGAAGGGGAGGAGAAAAGCGAGCUGCUUGCUUCUCAGCAGAGAUACGAAGCUAAUCUUAAAAUGAUAAAAAAUGCACGAUCUCACCUAGAACAAACCAGUCUUAGAGUACAGAUCUGGGGCAAAGCAGCAAUUGGUCUCUACCUUUGGCAACAUAUUUUUGGAGGGCAUCUUCAGCCAGAUGAUGUGAGUGCACAGUGGAGAGAAGGAAGCCAAAAAGCAGGAAAAACAUAUUUCAGCUUCAUCACUGGUCCAUCUGUAGUUCCUGGCUACUUCUCGGUUGAAGCUGAAAAUGUUGUGCUUGUUCUGAAUGGAAGAGAAAAAGCAAAGAUCACUUACGCCACUCAGUGGUUGCAUUAUGCACAAACGUUAAUUCAGACUCACAAAAUACAGCACGUAGCGGUUGUGCUGCUUGGAAAUGAGCAGUGCAGCAAUGAAUGGAUUCAACCAUACCUGAAAAGACACGGAGGAUUUGUAAAUCUACUCUUCGUUACAUAUGACUACGCGUUGGUAAAUGAAGAAGAUAUUUUCCAGUGGCCUUUAGGAGUAGCUACCUACAGAAAUUUUCCAGUUGUAGAACCCAGCUGGUCAAUGCUACAUGAUCCAAGAUCACAUCUAUGUAAUUUCUUAGGAACAGUCUAUAAGAACUCUUCCAGGGAAACCCUAAUGGAAAUUCUGAAGCAGGAUGGGCUUGAUAAACUUUGCUGGAUUGCAGCCAGAGAACAUGCCUGUGGGAAAAGUGUUAAUUUUCAACCCCUUCACUUUCCUAGGUGGCAGCCUCAAGAAACAAAUGAAAGUUUCAAAAACUAUCAAGACGCCUUGCUGCAGAGUGACUUGACAUUGUGCCCAGUGGGAAUAAAUACAGAAUGCUAUAGAAUUUAUGAAGCUUGUUCAUAUGGAUCUCUGCCUGUUAUAGAAGAUGUAAUGACACCGGGUGAUUGCGGAAAUUCAUCAAUGUACCACAGUGCUCCAUUACAAUUAUUAAAAACCAUGGGGGCUCCGUUUAUCUUUAUUAAAAACUGGAAAGAGCUUCCUGCUGUUCUAGAGAAAGAAAAAAAAAUGAGCUUACAAGAAAAGAUUCAAAGGAGAAAAAAGCUUAUGGAAUGGUAUCAAAACUUCAAAGCAUGGAUGAGACAGAAAUUCAUUAAUACUUUGGAAAAUUCAUUUUUGCCCAGUGAUAAAGGAUAAAUUGUCCCUUUUGAAAAUCUAGAAUAGAUUGAAAGCUUAAUUUCCAUUAACCUUCCGAGGAAGCUUUUGUACAAAAGAAAUCUCAGAGGGCUGAUGCAUUCCUUUUGAAGUCAACAGAAUUGUGCUAUCUUGAACAAGAGCUGCGGUUGGCCCUCCAUCCUUAACAAUUUUCAGAGAAGUUGUUGACUUAGCAGGAUGGUAGUCCAUAAGAAUGACAACAAUUUUAUUACUGUUUUUACAAUUUCCGUGUUGGUGUGUGACCUGAUUAUUUUUUUUUAGGAGGAUAUCUUUGAGCAUGUGAACUUGUUAAAAUCCAACAUGAGUAUGACAGUUGUAUUUGAAGAAAAGAGAAGAAUGAAAGCUGUAUGGUACAGAGUAAUUUAUUAUGUUGACUGAAGAAGAAAAGUAUGAUUAUAGCAAAAUUGCCAGGUUUAGCACAAUCGUUAAGAUAUAUCCUGGUAAGUGCUUGUUUUGAAAAUGUGAAUUGUUUACUUGAUCGACAUUUCAUUUCCAAGAAAGUGGCCAUAAAGCUAAUUAAACACUGUGGAAUAAAAACGUACAUUUCAAGGUAAAAAUAGAGAACUCUUUCUUACAAAUAUUUCAUAGCAAUAUUUUUCCCUUUUAAUGUCAGGUAUGAAAAUUGCUUUCUUUCAUUUCCAUUUAGUCUUGGGACAUAUCUUUCUGAAGUAUUGCUGCAGGAGCGUUCAUUACCUGCACAUUCUGAACACCAGGCCUUAAACAUGAAUUUGCUUGUAGCUUAUCUGAUUUCUCAAAAUCGGCUGAAACUUGUCAACUCCAAAAGAUGGCAGAAGUAUAUUAUUGAAUGUUUAUGGUACUACAUGUUCAACAAACAGUUUCAACUGUUUCUGUUCAGUGUAGCCGAAGGGGUCUGUUACUGUUCUUGUACAUCAGAAGUGAGCGUGUGCUAUUAUCUUCAGUGUGUUUGGCUGAGCAGUGUUACCGCAUGCACAACAGCGGCAUACCGAAGGUGGUGUAGUAGGCAGUUUUCUGUCGUCAAACAUCAGCAUGCCAUAUGGGUUCAUUCUCACGCAGGAAUUCAAAAGCCAGUGCAGCUGUACUGCUCAGUAAUAUUCAUUUGUGUAAUGAUACUACCUAGUUCUGGAAGAUGUAUCAUACAAGAGCACUUCUGUGUGGGGUUUUUUCAGUUUUCUUGUAUCCCUUCUUUGUGUAAAAAAAAAAAACAAAACAAAACAACAAAACCAAAUAAAAGAACAAAAAAACGAAAAAAAACCACUCCCAAAAAACCUAAAAUGUAAACCCACCAGGCUUUAGUUUGCUAACAGUGGAUGAUAUUCACAGUGUCUGCUCUAGGUCUGGAAUAAGGUAUGUUUCAGAACACCUGGAUUUUUAGGAGCUGGGAGUCCAUAUGCUUAGCAGAUGCUCUCAGAAGACAAAUAAUCUAGGCCCAAAUAAUCUGAAUUGUAUGUCUAACAUGAAUUUCCUGUGACUAUCCACACAUUUUAUCUGAAGCACCAUGCUGUUGCAGUACAAUGCAAACGUUCUCCAUUCAGCUGAGACUGGAAGUUCAGCUCCUACAAUUCAGCACUGAGCUGAUGAGCCCUGUUUAGAAGUGGACCUUGUUAGACCAAAUUUACCAUAAAUUUCCAUACUGAGGAUCUGAGGUAGCCAUCUGCGCAGCAGUACACAGCAUUUAGAGGGUUAGGGGAAGCUGGAGUAUCUGCAAUAUUGUAGUGUAAUUGCUGUAAUUUCCAUCUAGUAGAAUCUUUCUACACAGGCUACAAAGCUGCGGAGCAAUGAUCUAGAGCAGCAUUUUUCAACCUGUAGUCAGCAGAUCUCUCAACACUCCUGCAGGAUUUCAAGGAACUGCACAAAACAGUGAAGAGAGAAUUCUUUUCCAGUCAGCCUAGAUUCUUAUAAAAGGAUGUAGCUCCUACAAAACUUUAAUGGUAUACAAGUCAAAGCCUGAAAAACAGUUCAGUGUGUUACUUGGUCAUCAAUAGGAGAAACGUGCUGCUAUUCAUUUGAUCAUUUCUAAGUAAACGUGAGUUUAUUUCCAAACUCAUGUGGCAGUUGAAUCUUAAGGGAGGCCAAGACAUGCACAAAAGUUUUAUCAGAGUUUCACAUUGCAGCUGCUUGCCUGCUCUUGGAGUUCAGAGAGAAGUAAUUUGUAUUUUAUCUAUAUUUAACCAAUUCUUAAUGCUUCAAAUUCACCUGCUUUAGUCCAGAAGGAAUUAGCGCUAGAAGUUUUUUCUUGUGUUCUAUUUCCAGUGUCAAUGGAGCAAAGAGAGCAAAACAUCUUGAAGCCAAGAGAGGGUUCCUUACAUGUUAGGCAGGUUGCUAGUAUGUUAAUUAUUUUCUUAUUCCACUGUCCAACUUGUAGGAGAGAUUAUAGUUCUCCUGUUUUUAUUUCCUAAUCUUUCCUCAUUUGGUAAAAAUUGUCACCUCCGUACCCUGUUUGGAUCCAGAGAUAAGCAAGACAAUGAAAGGGACCUUGGCCAAAAAAAAAGUAUGAGACUGAGGGAAGAAAGACGGUGAGGGGUACAAGAAAUCAAAGAGGAGGUCUCAUCAGUGGUAGAGGAAACUGGUUUAAAAGAAGGGAAGCAGUUAAGUUGCUGGUGAAAAAGAUAGUUUAUCCCCUGCAUGACACGGCCAGGCGGGAGCAGAUAGUAUCUACUGUCAGUGAGAAGGUGAAGUAUCACUUCAGUUGUUUAAUACUGAGAGGAGAAUGGAUGCUCUGUUCUUGCAGUUAGCCCUCUGGUUCGAGACUGGGAUGGUGAAGUAUGGCUUUCCGGACCACAAAACAAGGACUGAGGCCUCUCAUAACUAUACGUGCUCUCUCUGUUGGAGAGGGAAUUCUGCACAGAACCAAGCCUGUCUGGAGUCAAGAAUGCCAAUUGUAACCUGAAAUGUUAAACAGAUUGCUAAUUAUGCAGUAUGCUGCAUCCCACUUAGAUCUGGGUGUGGAAUAUAUAAUUCUACCAGUUUCAUUAUGAGAGGUAUGUCCUGCUGAUGAGGACCUCACAAAUUAGGCUGCAUUGCCUUGCCCUAAGAAGAAACAGAUCCACAAUUUAGUGUAACUGUUUCCUAUUUAAUUCUGAACUGGUUAAGGGUGUCUGUGAAAACAUGGUGUAAACUAUUGAUAGGAUGUGCUUCUAGAGAGCAAUAUGUUUCCAAAAAAACGUAAGCAGUCUUUGUAACUGUUGGUAAUCCUGUGGAUAAGGAGUUAGCUUGCAAAGGAUCCGGCUGCCAAUCGCUUCCUGAUCUUGGACAUUUAAGUUGUGAUAGUGUAUUUCAAUAGUUAGGUUUUUGUGGUAUUUUUAGGUACUUUCCGUGACUGCAACUUAUACAAAGAGUGAUAACAACUAACCGUUUCCUAGAAGCCUUUCUCACAGCAAUUAUUAAGUAUGAAUUAGGAUCACUAUGUGCUGGAGUCACCAGUUUCUCUCUUGGCUUAUUGCCCUCACCAAAACACUUGCAAAACCACAGAAAUAAAAUCCUGUUACUUCUUGGCAAACCUUGCAUAUUAGUAAUAACCACUAAGAGCUGGGCAAACUCGGAAGCAGCUUCUAUGCUAUGGAGUCCUAAAAUAUUUCCAGGAAUUCUUCCUACUGGGAUGGGAGAGAUGAAUGGCAGUUGAACAAGAUAAUGCUUAUUUUGGCGCAUUCAUAAAGACUGACGUUAGGAGAGACAAAAGUACGUCAAAUGCAAUUCCAACCAUGCCCUAAGAAACUGUUGCUUCCAAGAAAAUUGCUACCAUAAGGCAUGUUGGGACUGCCAUUUUCCAGUAACUAAAAAGGACUUUAAUGUUUCUAUAGUGCUGUGAAUCCUACACAAUGGGUUUGAUGAAUCAGCCCCCCCUAAAAAAAGCUGACCUGAUGAAAAUGUGCCUGAAAGGAUGACGUACGGUUUACAUUGGAUCCCAGGGUUUUGUGUUGUUUGCUUUUCGCUUUCUGAGUCCACAAAGGUAAGUUAAAUAGUUUGUAUAACAAGCCCUUCUGGGACCACUCCAAAGUGAUGCUAUGAAAACCAUGCUGUGCAGCAAAAGUGACAGUGGUUCUAAGCUCUUCUCAUCCUAGCAGCUUAUGCAGUUACAAAGAAUUGCAUAGAUUUCUUACUAAUCACUGGUCCAUAAUCCAUGAGCGGUAAUCCUCUUGAUAGGGAAACAGCCUGCAAAAAGUCACGUUACCGAUUGAUACCUAAACUGUUUGAGUGGGUCAAAUUUCCAGAUUUCCUCAGUGUCUCCUGAACAAUAAAAACCAGUAAACGGG